Molecule: messenger RNA, 1652 nt
Organism: Cololabis saira (Pacific saury)
Lineage: Eukaryota; Metazoa; Chordata; Actinopteri; Beloniformes; Belonidae
Gene: gpm6aa
Product: glycoprotein M6Aa
Exons: 7
Coding region: 306-1142 (278 amino acids)
Biological process (GO): neuron projection development
Cellular component (GO): plasma membrane; filopodium; axonal growth cone
Source: RefSeq, a predicted model, not a curated record
AGUGGGGCUUCAGCACUUGCUACGGCAGCUCGCGAUGGACACAACCACAAAGACUCAGUGAUCCUUCGCAUCGCCGAGACACUUGACAGAAACCACAGCUGACAGCCAGCCAGUCCUCAGUGUCCAAUAGGUUCACACAGAGAGAGGGAGAGUGGAAAAGUGAGACCAGAGAAGGAAAAAGGAGGCGCUUUGUGGAUUAUUACUAUUAUAAUUAAGAUAUAUAAGAGUUUUUAAUAUCCAACCCCAAAGAGGCAUAUUUUGAAUACAUAUUUACCGGUAGUUGUUUCUGAAACAGAAUCAGCACCAUGGAAGAAGAAAUGGAUGAGGGGCAGACUCAGAAAGGAUGCCUUGAGUGCUGCAUCAAAUGCCUGGGCGGGAUCCCGUACCCGUCCCUCAUAGCCACCAUCUUGCUCUACGCUGGCGUGGCGCUGUUCUGUGGCUGUGGACACGAGGCCCUGUCCGGCACCGUCACCAUCCUGCAGAACUACUUCGAGGUGGUGAGGAGCCCCAUGGACGCUCUGGACGUCUUCACCAUGAUUGACAUUAUCAAGUAUGUGAUCUACGGCAUUGCUUCAGCUUUCUUUGUCUACGGCAUCCUGUUGAUGGUGGAGGGAUUCUUCACCAGCGGAGCCAUCAAAGACCUGUACGGAGACUUCAAGAUCACCACCUGUGGACGCUGCGUCAGCGCCUGGUUCAUCAUGCUGACUUACAUCUUCAUGCUGGCUUGGCUCGGAGUCACGGCCUUCACCUCCAUCCCCGUGUUCCUCUAUUUCAACAUCUGGAAUAUUUGCCAGAACGCGACGGUGCUGGACGGAACCACGCUCUGCCUGGACCCACGGCAGUACGGUAUCGUGCCAAUUGCUGAGGCGAAGACUGUGUGCGCUGGAUCGGAGAAAUUCUACAAAAUGUGUGAAUCUAAUGAGUUGGACAUGACGUUUCACCUGUUCAUCUGUGCCCUCGCCGGAGCAGGAGCUGCUGUUAUUGCCAUGAUCCACUACUUGAUGGUGCUGUCGGCCAACUGGGCCUACGUGAAGGACGCCUGCCGGAUGCAGAAGUACGAGGACAUCAAGUCGAAGGAGGAGCAGGAGCUGCACGACAUCCACUCCACCCGCUCCAAGGAGCGGCUCAACGCCUACACAUAGAGCCCGGCUGGCGCGAGGCCCGGCCCUGCAGCUCCGGCCUCUCUCCCUCCGUCUCUCCUCCUGCUUUCUUCUCUGUCUCUCUCUACCAUCCCCUCCCGGGGGGGUGACGGGGCCCGGGGCCCUCGCCGCCACUGCUGAUGUCACUGGUGCGUCAUACGACAACGUGGUCUGGGGAGCAUCACACAAAAGCUCCUCAGACACAAGCAGCAUUACAAAUGAAAAAAAAAAAACAAAAGCCCCUUUACCUCUCUCACAGAUGGCGUUGCGAUUACCAUUACGGCAGUUGUAUUAUUCUAGAAAAACAGUCGUUUAGUGCUGAUAGUAAGUAGUUUUAGUGUAGUUUGUAGAAUCAGAGGUAGCGGUAGUAUUAGAGCUUCUUUUUUUUAUUUCCUAUCAUGAGUGUACAAUGUUCUUUCUUUUUAAUUUGAUACACUGCGAAAACUCAAAAUCUUACCAGGAAUAUUUGUCUUAUUUCUAGUUAAAAUGUCUAAUUUUUAGUCAAAAAAAUCU